CCUGACGCCGGGCGUGACGUCACCACGCCGGCGGCCGCCAUUACAGAGAGCAGAGCUCCGGGGCUAGAGUGAGGGGAGGACGGCCGCGGCCGGUGGCCGAGCACGGAGGGGCGAGCCAGCGGGCCAGCGCUAGCGCCGAGCAACCGCCAGUACCCGCACAAGUACCCCGGGAACCGGCGGCGGCGUGUGCGUGUGGCCCGUGUGCGGGCGGCGGCGCGGGAGGAGCGCGGAGCGGCAGCCGGUUCGGGCGGGUGGCAUCAUGGACGAGAAGGUGUUCACCAAGGAGCUGGACCAGUGGGUCGAGCAGCUGAACGAGUGCAAGCAGCUCUCCGAGUCCCAGGUCAAGAGCCUCUGCGAGAAGGCUAAAGAAAUCCUGACAAAAGAAUCCAAUGUGCAAGAAGUUCGAUGUCCAGUCACUGUCUGUGGAGAUGUGCAUGGGCAAUUUCAUGAUCUCAUGGAACUGUUUAGAAUUGGUGGCAAAUCACCAGAUACAAAUUACUUGUUUAUGGGAGAUUAUGUUGACAGAGGAUAUUAUUCAGUUGAAACAGUUACUCUGCUUGUAGCUCUUAAGGUUCGUUACCGUGAACGCAUCACCAUUCUUCGAGGAAAUCAUGAGAGCAGACAGAUCACACAAGUAUAUGGUUUCUAUGAUGAGUGUUUACGGAAGUAUGGAAAUGCAAAUGUUUGGAAAUAUUUUACAGAUCUUUUUGACUAUCUUCCUCUCACUGCCUUGGUGGAUGGGCAGAUCUUCUGUCUACAUGGUGGCCUCUCACCAUCCAUAGAUACACUGGAUCACAUCAGAGCACUUGAUCGCCUACAAGAAGUUCCCCAUGAGGGUCCAAUGUGUGACUUGCUAUGGUCAGAUCCAGAUGACCGUGGAGGUUGGGGUAUAUCUCCUCGAGGAGCUGGUUACACCUUUGGGCAAGAUAUUUCUGAGACAUUUAAUCAUGCCAAUGGCCUCACGUUGGUGUCUAGAGCUCAUCAGCUGGUGAUGGAGGGAUAUAACUGGUGCCAUGACCGAAAUGUAGUAACAAUUUUCAGUGCUCCAAACUAUUGUUAUCGUUGUGGUAACCAAGCUGCAAUCAUGGAACUUGAUGAUACUCUAAAAUACUCUUUCUUGCAGUUUGACCCAGCACCUCGCAGAGGCGAGCCACAUGUUACUCGUCGUACCCCAGACUACUUCCUGUAACGAAAUUUUAAACUUGUACAGUAUUGCCAUGAACCAUAUAUUGACCUAAUGGAAAUGGGAAGAGCAACAGUAACUCCACAAAGUGUCAGAGAAUAGUUAACAUUCAAAAAAACUUGUUUUCACACGGACCAAAAAGAUGUGCCAUAUAAAAAUACAAAGCCUCUUGUCAUCAACAGCCAUGACCACUUUAGAAUGAACCAGUUCAUUGCAUGCUGAAGCGACAUUGUUGGUCAAGAAACCAGUUUCUGGCAUAGCGCUAUUUGUAGUUACUUUGCUUUCUCUGAGAGACUGCAGAUAAUAAGAUGUAAACAUUAACACCUCGUGAAUACAAUUUAACUUCCAUUUAGCUAUAGCUUUACUCAGCAUGACUGUAGAUAAGAAUAGCAGCAAACAAUCAUUGGAGCUUAAUGAACAUUUUUAAAAUUAAGUACCAAGGCCUCCCCUCUACUUGUGAGUUUUGAAAUCGUUUUGUUUAUUUUCAGGGAUACUGUUUAAUUUAAUUGUAUGAUUUGUCUGCACUCAGUUUAUUUCCCCUUCUCAAAUCUCAGCCUCAUGUUGUUCUUUGUUACUGUCAGAUCCUGGUGAGUUGUUUUGAACAGAACUGUUUUUUUCCCCUCCCUCCUGUAAGACGAUGUUACUGCACAAGAGCACUGCAGUGUUUUUCAUAAUAAACUUGUGAACUAAGAACUGAGAAAGUCAAAUUUUAAUUGUA
Mesoplodon densirostris (Blainville's beaked whale) is the source of this 1901-nucleotide messenger RNA. It is a transcript of the gene PPP2CA, whose product is annotated as protein phosphatase 2 catalytic subunit alpha. Gene Ontology annotation, biological process: mitotic cell cycle; peptidyl-serine dephosphorylation. Gene Ontology annotation, molecular function: protein serine/threonine phosphatase activity. The transcript is spliced from 7 exons. Bases 260 to 1189 code for a protein of 309 amino acids. The record is from RefSeq and is a predicted model, not a curated record. Lineage: Eukaryota; Metazoa; Chordata; Mammalia; Artiodactyla; Ziphiidae. Gene Ontology annotation, cellular component: cytosol.